CAGUGUGGAGGCCACUCUAGAGUGUGCGCCCCGGCGCCCCGGGUCUCUGGCCAGCACGCGGGGACGCAGGGCGCGGCGAGAGGCCGAGUGACCGGCGUGGGCCACGCGCGAGGCGGCGGGGGCGCGCGCGGACACGCGGCCGGAGCGGGUCGGGCCGGGCCGGCUGGGGCCGGGGUCGGGGCCGGGGUCCGGGCGCCGGCGGGCGGGGAGGGGCCGGCCGGGCUCCCCGCCGCGCCCCCGCCGCCGUGUCCGUCCUUCUGUCUGCGCCCGACGUCAGCGGGAAUUUCCAGCAGGAAGUGAGAGCGCGAGCGCCGAGCCGCGCGGCCGCAGGAAGGGGAGGUUCGCCCGGCCCGGCCCGACAGCGUCCCGCCGAUGGCGCCGCGCUGACCCGCGCCCGCCAGACGCGCCAGGAUGGCAGAAGACGACCCGUACGUCCGGGUGACCGAGCCGAUCUUCCCCAUGGAGCCGCUGAACCCCGCCUUCUUCCACCCGGAGCUGUACCAGGCCGAGAUGGCCCUGCCCACAGCAGAUGGCCCGUACCUGCAGAUCCUGGAGCAGCCGAAGCAGAGAGGAUUCCGCUUCCGUUACGUGUGUGAGGGCCCGUCCCACGGAGGCCUGCCCGGCGCGUCCAGCGAGAAGAACAAGAAGUCGUACCCGCAGGUCAAGAUCUGCAACUACGUGGGGCCGGCCAAGGUGAUCGUGCAGCUGGUGACCAACGGCAAGAGCGUCCACCUGCACGCGCACAGCCUGGUGGGGAAGCACUGCGAGGACGGCGUCUGCACCGUGGCCGCCGGGCCCAAGGACAUGGUGGUGGGCUUCGCCAACCUGGGCAUCCUGCACGUGACCAAGAAGAAGGUGUUCGAGACCCUGGAGGCGCGCAUGAGCGAGGCCUGCAUCCGCGGCUACAACCCCGGGCUACUGGUGCACCCCGACCUGGCCUACCUGCAGGCGGAGGGCGCCGGCGACCGGCGGCUCACAGACAGCGAGAAGGAGGUCAUCCGCCAGGCCGCCCUGCAGCAGACCAAGGAGAUGGACCUCAGCGUGGUGCGCCUCAUGUUCACGGCCUUCCUCCCGGACAGCACCGGCAGCUUCACGCGGCGCCUGGAGCCGGUGGUGUCCGACGCCAUCUACGACAGCAAGGCGCCCAACGCGUCCAACCUGAAGAUCGUGAGGAUGGACAGGACGGCCGGCUGCGUGACGGGCGGGGAGGAGAUUUACCUUCUCUGCGACAAGGUUCAGAAAGAUGACAUCCAGAUCCGCUUCUACGAGGAGCAGGAGAACGGCGGCGUCUGGGAAGGCUUCGGCGACUUCUCCCCCACCGACGUGCACAGACAGUUCGCCAUCGUGUUCAAGACGCCCAAGUACAGGGACGUCACCAUCACGAAGCCGGCCUCCGUGUUCGUCCAGCUGCGCCGGAAGUCAGACCUGGAGACCAGCGAGCCGAAGCCCUUCCUCUACUACCCCGAGAUCAAAGACAAGGAGGAGGUGCAGAGGAAGCGGCAGAAGCUCAUGCCCAACUUCUCGGACAACUUCGGCGGGGGCCCCGGGGCGGGGCCCGGCGGCAUGUACGGCGGCGGAGGCGGCAGCGGGACCGGCGGCACCGGGCCAGGCUACGGCUUCCCCCCCUACGGAUUCGCUACCUACGGGGGCAUCACCUUCCAUGCGGGCGCCGCCAAGUCCAGCGCGGGCAUGAAGCACGAGGCCGCAGACACGCCCUGCGAGAGGGUGCCCGGUGGCGGCUGUGAGCAGGGGGACGACACCGAGGCUGCUCCUGUCCCCUGCGCCGCCGAAGCCACAGCGGGCUCUGGGAGCCAGGGCAGAGGGGACGAGGGGGCGCGGCGCUGCCCGGCGGAGGUGCAGGAGGGGCCCACGCAGGGCCUGGACGCCCUCUUCCUGGAGAAGGCGCUGCAGCUGGCCAAGAGGCACGCCAACGCCCUGUUCAACUACGCGGUGACCGGGGACGUGAAGAUGCUGCUGGCCGAGCAGCGCCACCUCGCCACCGUGCAGGACGAGAGCGGGGACAGUGUCCUGCACCUGGCCAUCAUCCACCUGCACGCCCAGCUUGUGAAGGACCUGCUGGAGGUGACGGCGGGGCUGGUGUGCGAGGACCUCGUGAACCUGCGGAACAACCUCUACCAGACGCCCCUGCACCUGGCGGUGCUCACCGAGCAGCCGGACGUGGUGGAGGCCCUGCUGGGCGCCGGCGCCGACCCCGGCCUCCUGGACCGCUCCGGGGACUCGGCGCUGCACCUGGCCGCCAAGGCCGGCCUGGACCAGGUGCUGAGCGUCCUCCUGCGGCACCAGGGCGCCGGGCCGCUGCUGGACCUGCCCAACGGCGACGGCCUCACGGCCCUGCACGCCGCCGUGCUGAGCGACAGCCUGCCCUGCCUGCUGCUGCUGCUGGCCGCGGGCGCCGACGUGGACGCGCAGGAGCGCAAGGCGGGGCGCACGGCGCUGCACCUGGCCGUGGAGCGCGACCUCCUCCCGCUGGCCGGCUGCCUGCUGCUGGACGGCGCCGCCUGCGUGGACAGCGCCACCUUCGACGGCACCACGCCCCUGCACAUCGCGGCAGGCAGGGGCUCCGCGUGGCUGACCGCCCUGCUCACGGCCGCGGGGGCGGACCCUUGUGUGGAGAACUUUGAGCCCCUCUACGACCUGGAUGACGCGUGGGGAGAGGACGGCAAGGAUGAGGAGACGGUGCCCGGGACCACACCGCUGGACAUGGCCACCACCUGGCAGGUGUUCGACAUCCUGAACGGGAAGCCCUACACCCCCGCCGUCUCCCAGGCCGAGCUGCUGGUGCAGGGAGACGUGAAGCGGCUGCCCGAGGACACCAAGGCCAGGCUGUACGAGCUGCUGCAGCAGCCCGAGCCCGACAAGAACUGGGCCACGCUGUCCCAGAAGCUGGGCCUGGGGGUGCUGAACCACGCCUUCCGGCUGAGCCCCGCGCCCCCCAAGACGCUCAUGGACAACUACGAGGUCUCGGGGGGCACCGUCCGGGAGCUGCUGCAGGCCCUGCGCCAGAUGGGCUACGCCGAGGCCGUGCGGCUGGUGCAGGCGGCCUUCUGCCCCCAGGGGAGCCCGGCGCAGCCCCCACCGGCCACCACCACCCCGGGCCCCCGGCCACCCGCAUCCCCUGCCUGCACGCGGCCACCGCAGAUGGACGAGCUGUGUGACAGCGGCGUGGAGACGUCCUUGCACACGCUCAGCUUCACGGACACGCUGACGGCCACAGCACUGCCCGAGCGCCAGCAGGACGGGCCCCUUGAGGGCACGGUCUAGCACGGAGACAGACAGACAGACAGACGGCCACAGGGAAGCCCGGCCACGCAGGCGCCAUGGACUCGCCGGGAGCCCCCCCAGAGCCCGAGCCUCUAAACACGGGCACGGCAGUGCCAAACAGCCCCUCCCCUUUUCUGCGUUUUGCUACUGUAAAUAUGUUUUUAGAUCAAAUACUUUAAAGAAAAAAGGUUGGAUUUAUAAAUGCUAUUUUUUAUUUUACUUUUAUAAUAAAAGAAAAAGCAAACUGA
Sorex araneus (European shrew) is the source of this 3530-nucleotide messenger RNA. It is a transcript of the gene NFKB1, whose product is annotated as nuclear factor kappa B subunit 1. Gene Ontology annotation, cellular component: cytoplasm. Gene Ontology annotation, molecular function: RNA polymerase II cis-regulatory region sequence-specific DNA binding; protein binding; DNA-binding transcription factor activity, RNA polymerase II-specific. The transcript has 24 exons. Gene Ontology annotation, biological process: inflammatory response; innate immune response; cellular response to stress. The coding region runs from base 412 to 3282 and encodes 956 amino acids. NCBI's taxonomy places the organism in Eukaryota, Metazoa, Chordata, Mammalia, Eulipotyphla, Soricidae. The record is from RefSeq and is a predicted model, not a curated record.